This is a messenger RNA of Neoarius graeffei (lesser salmon catfish), 8718 nucleotides long. Its product is annotated as plexin-B2-like. The coding region runs from base 1192 to 6753 and encodes 1853 amino acids. The transcript is spliced from 37 exons. Lineage: Eukaryota; Metazoa; Chordata; Actinopteri; Siluriformes; Ariidae. Gene Ontology annotation, cellular component: semaphorin receptor complex. Gene Ontology annotation, biological process: semaphorin-plexin signaling pathway involved in axon guidance; regulation of GTPase activity; negative regulation of cell adhesion. Gene Ontology annotation, molecular function: protein binding; semaphorin receptor activity. The record is from RefSeq and is a predicted model, not a curated record.
UUUUUCCUCUCCCGGACUCUCCGGUAAUCGCGCGGUAAUGUGCGUUCGGUGUUGAGUGUUUGUUCUCCGCAGCGGCUCGGCGGUGCUCGGUGCGUGUUGUGGCCGUCCCGCGCGCCUCCUCUCCUCUCCUCUCCUCCUCUCUCCUCUCCGGGCGGGCGGAGCUGCAGCGGCUCUCCGGGGAAAAGCGGCGCGCUGUUAGCGGUUAGCUUCCCAGCCGAGAGGCGCUCGCGCACAACUGCCUCACUAAUUUCUGCCUACCUGUAAAGUCAGGUCAUGUGACCACGGUGUGGCUGAGCAGAGAGAGAGAGAGAGAGAGAGAGAGAGAAGGAAGGAAGGAAGGAAGAGAGAUACCACGGUGUAGCUGAACACACACACACACACACACAGACAGACAGAGAGAGAGGAAGGGACGGGACACUACGGUGUAGCUGAGCAGAGAGGAAGGAGAGACACCACGGAUUUACAGCUGCGGAGUUCAGUCGCGCUCUCUGCCUCUCCUGCCUUCUGUUUCUCAGGGCGGGCAGACAGACAAGGCAGACAGACAGGCAGGGCAGGGUUUGUUGUGAGGGUCUGAAGCGGGGAGUUUGGAGGCAGGGCAGGGUUGUGAGUGUCGGGAGUUUGGAGGCAGGGCAGGGUUGAGUGUCGGAGCGGGGAGUUUGGAGGCAGGGCAGGGUUGAGUGUCGGAGCGGGGAGUUUGGAGGCAGGGCAGGGUUGAGUGUCGGAGCGGGGAGUUUGGAGGCAGGGCAGGGUUUGUUGUGAGUGUCGGGAGUUUGGAGGCAGGGCAGGGUUUGUUGUGAGUGUCGGGAGUUUGGAGGCAGGGCAGGGUUUGUUGUGAGUGUCGGGAGUUUGGAGGCAGGGCAGGGUUUGUUGUGAGUGUCGGGAGUUUGGAGGCAGGGCAGGGUUGUGAGUGUCGGGAGUUUGGAGGCAGGGCAGGGUUGAGUGUCGGAGCGGGGAGUUUGGAGGCAGGGCAGGGUUGAGUGUCGGAGCGGGGAGUUUGGAGGCAGGGCAGGGUUGAGUGUCGGAGCGGGGAGUUUGGAGGCAGGGCAGGGUUUGUUGUGAGUGUCGGGAGUUUGGAGCGGCGCUCUGUUUGUUCUCUACAGACUCGCGGCGCGGCAACUUCAAAGUGCGUCUGCUGUCCUGUUGAAGAGCACCAUCAGCGGGAGGGAGUGAGGAACGAGGAGGAGCACAAAAAUGGCGUGGUGGGGUGUGGUAACACUCCUGAUUCUGCUGCGUGUUGACCGCUUUCAUUGCGAUCAGCCCCGCGCCCAAUUUUCCUCCCUCACCACCAUCAACAAAGUGGCCCAGGACCCCCAUACAGGCCGAAUCUACCUGGGCGCCAUCAACACCAUCUACCAGCUGGACUCUAAUUUAAAGCAAGAAAGUACAGCUCAGACGGGCCCCAAGAAGGACAGCCUGACCUGCACCCCGCCCAUCACUGCACAGUGUGCCGACGCUGUAGAAACGCAAAACGUCAACAAGCUUCUGCUGGUGAACUCUGCAAACGGCACGCUGGUUGUGUGCGGCAGCAUCUUUCGCGGCAUCUGCUCCCUGCACAAUCUGAGUAACGUUGAGCAGCAGGUGUACUACAGUGACACCAAGGGAGAGAAGACGUAUGUAGUUUCAGUAGACAGGUCGAUCUCGGUAGUGGGUGUGAUCACAGCUAUUACCAAGGAUGUUCAAAAACCGCUGAGCGUUUUCAUCGUGGGCCAAGGCUUCGGCCUCUUGGAUAGCGUGAAGCUGGUGAGCACACGUCUGUUGCAAAUGAACAGCGACAUGGACAUAUUCGAGAACGUCUUGGAGACCUCCACGGUGCAGGUGGGCCCGUACAUGCAUCGCUACCAUCACGACUUCCGCUACGCUUUCAAGCACAACGGACACGUCUUCUUCGUGUUCUCGCGAGUAAUCGACAGCACCGAUAGCCGCAAGCUCAGCUUCGUGGCUCGUCUGUGCGAUAACGACCCGCAUUACUACUCCUACACAGAGCUUCAGCUCAACUGCAGCAUGGACAAAGGCAACGUCUACAACAAGGUGCAAGCAGCAUACGUGACCUCUCCAGGGCCAAUUCUCGCCCAAAGCCUCAACUCCAGCAGCGACUUACCAGCAGAUGAUAAGGUGCUGUUUGCGGUGUUCAGCAAAGCGGACAGCCUGGACUCGGCACUCUGCAUGUAUCCUCUUAGCAGCAUCAACCGCAGGCUCAAAGAGGCCAUCGAAUCAUGUUACAGAGAAGAAUACAACGACAAAAAACCAAAAGCAGUCUCCUCGCCUUAUAGCAGCAAAGACGGGAAGCUUUGCCCUCUCAUGAAACCGGAUAUGUAUGACUUGAACCCUUGCGGAGCCGAGUUCUUGCCGUCUCCUUUGGCCACUACACCCGAAUACGCUUUAAGUGCUAGCCCCGUGUUCACCAGGAACAGCAUGCUAACGUCUGUGGCUGUGGCCGUGGUGAACAGCAAUACUGUGGCUUUUGUGGGCACUAACCUGGGAGAAGUGCUGAAGAUUCAUCUGACUGAUCAUGGUGACGUGUAUGGCAAAUUUCCAGGAGACGGUACUGAUGGUCCGGUUAACAAAUCCAUGUUCUUCGAUUCCAGCAUGGAUCAUCUGUACAUUACCACUCUGAAGAAGAUCACUAAAGUUCCAGUGCAGGUGUGUGAACAGAAGAAAGACUGCCAAAUGUGUGUGAGUCAGAGGGAUCCAUACUGUGGCUGGUGUGUCCUGGAGGGCCGAUGCACCAGAAAAACGGAAUGCCGCCGAGGAGAGGAGAAGGACGCGUGGCUGUGGAGCCCCAAUCAGAAGUGUGUCACCAUUCAGGCUUUCGAUCCUCCCAACCUGAGCUGCAAGAAGACCAAGCAGGUGAAGAUGAACGUCUCCCCACUCCCCAACGUCGAAAAAGAUGAGCUGAAGUGUGCAUUCAGCGACUUUGAAAGCAAGGCCGAGAUGAACAACGGCCAAGUAAUCUGCACUUUACCAAAUCCAGUGGACAUUCCACCUACUCCUGGGACACAAGAUUUUGUAGCGGUGCCUGUGAAGAUCAUAGUGAACGGCACAAUUGAGAUAACACGCGGUGAAUACAGGUUUUACAACUGUGCUGCGGUUGCGAAGAACGCAGUAAAUACACCGUGCAUAGCAUGUGUGAUGAGUCAGUGGGGCUGCCAGUGGAACACGCAGGAUCACACGUGCAGUGACCAGGACGACUCUGUGCAGGAAAACAUCAUUAAACAAAGCCAGCGUGAUAAGUGUCCUCAGUUUGAGAACCUGGAACCAUCACUCAUUCCUGUGGACUUCAAAACUUCCCUCAUGUUCGAAGGCAAAAAUUUGGAGAAGUACAUGGGCAAAACGUUCCAGAUCGGCACCGAGCUCAUGAAGCAGGUGGGCGACGUGACGACUACGGGGUCAAAGUUCAGCUUUGGCGGUUAUCAGUUUGCUUACGACAAAACGCCAGAGGUGAAUGUGUCAUUCUAUGUGAAGGAUAAGGAGACCGAGAAUAGGAUCGACAGCACGCUCCAGGUGGUGCUGUAUAAUUGUUCAGUGGGCCGUGAGGACUGCAGUCUGUGUAAAAGCGCAGACACCAAGUAUGAGUGUGUGUGGUGUCACACCACACGCUCCUGCAUUUAUUCUAAGCUUUGUUCAAAAGAGCUUGAGCAGUGCCCUGCUCCCACCAUCAAAGAUAUCAGGCCGCGGUUCGGGCCCAAGAAGGGGCAGAUCUCGGUUACUAUAACAGGAUCCAACCUGGGGAUUAAAAAAGAAGACAUCAAGCGAAUCACUGUGGCAGAUGUGCCAUGUGAGCACCAGGCAGACAGAUACUCCGUCUCCACGAGUGUUGUGUGUAAGAUCGGCCCACUGCCUGACCCUCCGUAUGAUCUGCCCAAUCCCAAAAGCCCGGAAGGACCGGUGAAGGUGGAGGUAGAGGGGAAGGAAAUCAGCAUAUCCACAGUUAACUUCACAUACAGGGACCCCGUCCCUAUGUCUGUGAAUCCCAUUAAAGGUCCGCAAGCUGGUGGGACGGUUAUCACGAUCACGGGUCAAUACUUGGACACAGCUACUAAAGAUGACAUAAGAAUCACUGUGGGAGGUGUGCCCUGUGAAGUCCUCGACUUCGGACCCCAAAUCACCUGUAAGACGGGUCCGUAUAAAAGCCGUCAGGUUUCAUCGAAGCCACUCGGAGUCGAAGUGAAAUACGGCGAGAGCAUCUUCGUCGUGCCUAGCACCUUCACCUACGCCACCAAUCCGACGAUCAGCAGCUACUCCCCUCAAGCAAGCUUCAUAUGCGGAGGCCGGAACAUCACGGUGGUGGGAACAGGAUUCGAUCUGGUUCAGAGAGCCGUUAUGAGAGUGCUGCCCUCUGCUGAUGAGUUCAACUUGCAGCCCAGCAAUGCUGAGUUUGUGCAAGAGUUUACUAGUAAGAACGAAACCGUCCUGGAGUUCUUCUCUCCAGCCGUGAAGAAUACUCCUGAGGAUCUGCCCUUUAGGACCGUCAUCCAGCUCGACAACGUUCAGGUGAACCUGACCGAGUUUGAGUACCACCCCAAUCCCGUGUUCCAAGACCCCAUUGACAGAACUAUCAGCGCAGGAAGCAUCAUUAUUGUCCAGGGUCAAGGUCUUUCCAAGGCCAUGACUGCUCAAGAGGCGCGGGCGUUUGUUGGAGACGAGUUGUGCGCAGUGACGGUCCUGCACGAUGAUAAGCUGUUCCUGGAGGCCCCAUCCAAACCUCCUAAAGCUCGCUCCAGACGCCAGCGAAGAGACACCAGUUCAGAGACCCUGGACCUGGUGAUUAAGUUUGGCCAUGGAGAGUGGAAAGUGGGCACGGUGCGCUAUGAGAAGAAGACCGAGGUUCCACUGUACAUCAUCAUCCCAGCGGUCAUCCUGCCCAUGCUGCUGUUCAUUGCUGUGUCUGUGUACUGCUAUAGGAGAAAGAGCCAGCAAGCUGAGAGAGAGUACGAAAAGGUGAAGCACCAGCUGGACAGUCUGGAGGAGAGCGUGCGGGAUCGCUGUAAAAAAGAGUUCACAGAUCUGAUGAUCGAGAUGGAAGACCACACCAGUGAUCUGAGUGAGGCCCGGAUUCCCUUCUUGGACUACAAGAAUUACACGAACCGCGUCUUCUUCCUUCCCUCUAAAGAUGGUGCCAAUGAUGUCAUGAUCACUGGCAAGCUGGACAUCCCAGAAAACCGCAGGGCCACUGUGGAACAGGCACUAAAUCAGUUCUCCAAUCUGCUCAACAGCAAGACCUUCCUCAUCAAUUUCAUCCGUACUCUGGAGAGCCAGCAAGAGUUUAAUGCCAGAAAUAAGGUGUACUUCGCGUCGUUGCUGACGGUGGCCCUGCAUGGGAAGCUGGAGUACUACACUGACAUCAUGAGGACGCUCCUGCUGGAGCUGAUGGAGGAGCAUGUGCACAGCAAAAACCCCAAACUCAUGCUCCGCAGAUCAGAGACGGUAGUUGAGAGGAUGCUGUGUAAUUGGAUGUCCAUUUGCCUCUACCAGUUCCUCAAGGACUCAGCUGGUGAACCACUCUACAAGCUUUUUAAAGCUAUAAAGCACCAGGUUGAAAAAGGCCCAGUGGAUGCGAAGCUGAAGAAGGCCAAGUACACUCUGAAUGACACGGGGCUGCUGGGAGAUGAUGUGGAGUACUCGGUCUUGACUCUGCAGGUGCUGGUCCAUGGUGAGGGUCCUGAUGUAACCCCAGUGAAAGUGUUGAACUGUGACACUAUCUCCCAGGUGAAAGAGAAAAUCGUGGAACAGGUUUACCGGAACGUUCCCUAUUCCCAGAGGCUGACUGUAGACAGUGUUGCCCUGGAAUGGCGUCCCGGCUCAACAGGACAGAUUCUGUCUGAUAUGGAUUUAACGUCUCAGAAGGAGGGCAGAUGGAAACGGCUGAACACUUUAGCACAUUACAAUGUGCGAGAUGGUGCCAUUGUAGUUCUGUCAAGAGUUCUUCACACUCAGCAGUCUUUUGACCAGAACCAGGAAAGCCAAGAAGAAAGAAGUGCUCUGCUGGAGGAUGAUAAAGUGUUCCAUCUGGUGAGGCCAGCAGAUGAGCUGGAUGAAGUGAAGUCCAAGAGGGGCAGCAUGAAGGACAAGGCCCCCAUUAAAACCAUCACGGAGAUCUACCUGACCAGGCUGCUGUCCAUGAAGGGCACGUUGCAGCAGUUUGUCGAUGAUUUCUUCCGCAGCGUGUUGUGUUCAGGGACCACGGUCCCGCCAGCUGUCAAGUAUUUCUUCGACUUCCUGGACGAACAAGCACACAAACAUGAUAACGUAGAUGAGGAAACCAUCCACAUAUGGAAGACCAACAGUUUGCCCCUGAGAUUCUGGGUUAACAUCCUGAAAAACCCCCACUUCAUCUUUGACGUGCAUGUGACUGAGGUAGUUGAUGCCUCGCUGUCCGUUAUCGCCCAGACCUUCAUGGAUGCCUGCACUAAGACCGAGCACAAGCUGACCCCAGAGUCUCCAAGUAACAAACUUCUCUAUGCAAAAGAGAUUCCGACAUAUAAGAAGAUGGUUGAAGAUUAUUACAAAGGCAUCCGUCAGAUGGUGCCAGUGAGUGACCAAGACAUGAACACACACCUGGCUGAGAUCUCACGGUCCCACACAGAUAAACUGAACACCCAGGUUGCCCUGCACCAGCUGUACCAGUACGCCAGCAAGUACUACGAUGGAAUCAUCUCGUCACUCGAGGAUGACCCUGCAGCUCAGAGUAAGCAGCUGACCCUUAGACUGCAGCAGAUUGCAGCCGCACUGGAGAACAAAGUCACAGAUCUUUAGUGUCGAGUCUCCGAGGCCAGAGCACAGGAAGACCUGCAAGAAACACAACUCGCCGGGCCCCGAGAGAUAAACGAGCCUGCAUGAAAAGACCCAGAGGACUUGUGCAGCCCAUCACAUCAUCACUGUCACCUAGCUUGUUUCUUUUCUUCGGUAACGCAGCAGGAUCAGUUCAGCCCGAGUGAGCUGGAGGACGCAGUAAAAAGACUUGAUGGUUUCUGGCUGAAAUCCUGCUCCUUUACGGUACGGCUGCGUCACAGCUCUUCACUGACCACUAUGAUGAUUUAGUGUCCGUUUUGCAGUUCCAGUAAUAAUCAGAUUGUUCUUUCCUGUGCAAAUGAAAUUCAAAUAAUAGUAUUAUAUAUGUAUAUAUUUUUACACAGAAUGGAUUUAUUGUCAUUUCGGUUUCAUAGCCAUUAUGUUUCCAGCUUGAGGCAAGGUCAUUAAGGUCACUUCCUGUGGAAUUUGCAUUGCUUCAGUCUCGUGCUUCACGUUUCCGUCUGCAUGGAGUAAUGCGUAAUGCCUUCACAGAGAGUACACCUUGCGUCUUUUAAUUUCCGUGGCAUCUGUUUGUCUUGCUGAUUUGUCCGCUUUUGUCCUUUUGGGAAUGCAGGGUUAGGCUAGUAUAGAUGCUGAGAGAUAUUGAGUGUUGUUCAUACAGCAAGAGGUGCUCUUAGUUAUGUUUUUAUGUUUUGCUGUAAGACAAGUUACCAACAUAUAGCAAAUACCCAGCAAAUGAUGGCUUCUUCUGAGCUGAGCGAUGGACUGAGUGAUGACUCUGAAGCUUCACUUGUCAUGUUUCAUAAUCCAUAAUAAUAAUGAUGAUAAUAAUGUUCCAUCCAAAAGUAUUCUUUAUGUAUCUGAUGAUUAUUUUUUUUUUUUAUUACAGCUGCUCACCAUACUUUUAAGUGUCUGAAGUGCCAAUUUUCAGUAACUAGAUUUUCCUAUAUUUUAUAGCACCAUCUUCUUGUCACAUAUGGCUUUCCAUAAUGUUUUUGGCACAUUUUUUUUUUUCUGAACCACCGACACAAGGCAUACGACAAACUAGCUGUCCACGUUUUGUGUCGUUCUAAAAUUUAAAUACGACGUUUUGACCUUAGAUUGUGUCUCGGACUUUUGAAUGUUAUCCAUCUUACCCCACCUGUGGGUUUUUGUUCGUUUGUUUUUUAAAGGUUUAAAAGUGGUAUUCCAUAAUGACCAAUUAAGAAUGACCAAAUUACCGAUUACAUGAAUCAUUUUGUUAAAUAAGGCCUUGGUGACCGUCGUGAAAACUGUGCAAGUCUCAGAACUGUAACUGUGGUGUUUUAGGUUUUUUGUUUUUUUUUUUUUAGAAAUGACCAAAGUUUCAAACUGUCUCAUUCUCUUUGUGCUUAAGUUUCUUUUAAACCGAUAUCGUAUCAUAUAUGCACCAGACUCCACAAAGACCGGACCUGUGUUGAGUCCUUAAGGAUUGAAUGAAGGUAGUUGAUGAUAUAAAUUCCUUAUAAAUAAGCUUUUUUCCCCCUUUAACAAGCGGUACUAUAUUUUAUUUGUGAGUCUGUGCCCUGACUUAAACAUACCAUGCACUACACACAUCAAAUCAGUAAUGGAAAUGUAUUUUUAGUACAAGAUGACACACUUUUACCAGACUUUAAUGCUUUUUCCCCCGUCUUUCAUCCGCCGAUUCCUGUUACAUUCCUAAUUGUAAACUUUCCUGAGUAUGUUGCCAUAUCGUGAAGCUUUUUUUUUUUUUAAGCCUUUCUUGACCAGAAUGUGCCUUAAUGAAAACUGAGUAAUAAUCAUAAAUGUGGUGAUUCGAACUGAAUUAAAAACUUGCAAUAGCGAUUAGUUCCAGAUUUUUGUACAAUAGCCCAUUUAUUCUCUGUGUCAUUUAUGAGAACAGAUGUGCCACUUUAGUUUACUUAAUGCUGGUAAAUGUGUUUAUGAUGGUGAAGAGAAAAUGUAUUAAAAGUAUGUUUUUGGUCUUAA